Molecule: messenger RNA, 1330 nt
Organism: Triticum dicoccoides
Lineage: Eukaryota; Viridiplantae; Streptophyta; Magnoliopsida; Poales; Poaceae
Product: probable amidase At4g34880
Exons: 4
Coding region: 195-1130 (311 amino acids)
Source: RefSeq, a predicted model, not a curated record
ACGCCGGCGUGGCGGCCAGGCUGCGGCGCGCUGGCGCCGUGGUGCUCGGCAAGGCCAGCCUCUCCGAGUGGGCCAAUUUCCGCAAUGUCAAGAACGGGUGGAGCGCGCGCGGCGGCCAGACGCGCAACCCAUACGUGUUGUCGUCCGACCCCUGCGGGUCGAGCUCCGGGUCGGGCGUGGCCGCGGCGGCGAACAUGGCGGCCCUGACACUGGGCACCGAGACCGAUGGCUCCAUACUCUGCCCGUCGUCGUUCAACUCCGUGGUGGGCAUCAAGCCCACCGUCGGGCUCACCAGCCGCGCCGGCGUCGUCCCCAUCACCCCUAGACAAGACACCGUCGGGCCGAUGUGUCGGACAGUGUCGGAUGCAGUCCACGUACUGGACGCCAUCGUUGGCUACGACAAGCUCGAUGUCGUGGCCACUCGAGCAGCAUCCAAGUACAUCCCUCACGGCGGAUAUCUGCAGUUCCUGAAGAAGGAUGGGCUGAGAGGGAAGAGGACCGGUGUCCCCAAUGAAUUGUUUUUGUUUCAAGGAUUUGGAGAGAAGCAGAUUAGGGUGUACAAACAGCACCUCGCCACAAUGAGGAAACAAGGAGCCAUGGUGAUCGAGAACCUUGACAUCACCAUCGACAGUCAAGAUAUCGUUUCCAAUGAGUGGACUGCCAUGCUGACGGAGUUCAAGUUGAGCAUAAACGAGUACUUGGUGGACUUGUCCUACUCUCCGGUCCAUUCUCUUGCGGACAUCAUAGCUUUCAACAAAGCGCAUCCUAUAGAGGAGAGGCUAAAAGAUUUCGGGCAACAAAACCUUAUCUUAGCCCAAAAUACAAAUGGCAUUGGCCGUCUAGAAAGAGCUCGGAUCCGCUGGCUGAAGGAGCUCUCCGCAAAUGGGCUGGAGAAGCUGAUGAAGGAGCAUCAACUGGACGCGAUCGUUGCACCCGAGCACUAUGCUUCCAACCAUCUCGCCAUUGGCGGCCAACCCGGCAUCAUUGUGCCGGCUGGGUACAACGAGAAGGGUGUCCCUUUUGGCAUAUGCUUUGGUGGGCUGCAGGGAUACGAGCCGAGGUUGAUCGAGAUGGCCUAUGCUUUCGAGCAGGCUACUAAAGUGAGAAGGCCACCCAUGUUCAAGCCUUAACUAGGACGCGUGACUUUCUUGAGUAGCGAUAAUGUGGUGCAGUAUGGCCCAAAAAGUCUCCACUUGCACUGUUCUCUCUUGGUGUAAAAGAAUAAAUCUGAAAUGUUACUUCUUGGGCCAACAAGGAUUGUAUGCAAGUGCUACUCCGAAUAAAUCGACAAUGUUGUUCUAAAGGUGGAGAAUUUCUUUUGUAUGUAUUU